AUGCCCAAACGGAGAAGAGAUGAUGCAGGUGAAAUCCGGCCUCCGGUCAAAAGAUCUCGUACCGGAUCCCGGCGUAAUUUAUUGGAUAUCAGUGACGAGAUCCUUCUCCGGGUGCUGUUCUUCCUGCCCAUCAGGGAUUUGUUGAAAGUCGAAUGUGUCUCACACCGAUUCCGCUCACUUGCCACCGACGGUGAACUGUGGAAAGCGAAAUACUACGACACUUGGGUCAGGUCUCGAGCCCGUCGCGCCCCUCCAAGUCAAGGUCGAGAGGCAUCCCAACAACGGCUGAAGGCGGCAAAGUGGCUCCAGCAUGGGUACAAACUACGGAACAAUCCAGCCAUCGACUGGAAGCGUCAAUUCAAGAUUCGCACAAACUGGGCAUCGGGGACGGCGAGACUCUGCGAGGUCGAGGUCGCGCAGCCUCCAUCACCGCCAGUCAUAGCCAAGGUCUGUCAGGGCAUUAUAUUCACGGUUGACGGGCGGGCUGGACUACGUGCAUGGUCAGGGGAGAGGACGUUGAAGGCACAGUUUCGGCUUGAGCCUUCGGCUGAGGCGACAUGCAUGGCUGUUGAGACCAUCGAGGGCGGACCGCAUCUCGUCCUAGGCUUCGCGGAUGGAUCCUUUUCGACGUAUCUAUACCAAACCGAUGGACGUUUCGAGCAUCUCUUGACCCAACAUUCAGCCGAUGGGCCGCUCAUGGCCGUGGCGCUGGCCAUGCCAUAUAUCAUGACUGUCUCCAAAACCAAAUUCCUGGCGCUGUAUGACAUGACCACACCAAACGUGGCGAGAGAUAGCCGUCCUACUGCUUCACCUAUUGCUCGACUUCAGUCCGAUGCGUCCUUCUCGCCAGUUUCGCUUUCUCUUCGGAGAACACCCGGCAACGUGACGGCAACAAUUGCCUAUGCAUUCAACAGACUCCGGUCUGGAUGGUGUCUGGGCCUUCAGGAGAUCAGACUUACGCCGGCCGGGGCCUUGAUAGACAGCAGGUUGACUUCUUCUCUCGACACUCCUCUGGACGGGAGAUACGAGGGUAGGGACAGGUGGGGGCUGUCAACGCGUUCCGCCAGCUCACUGCCCGUCCCUCUUCACCCCCAACUGAUGAGCGCGCCAACUUCACUUUCCUACGAGCAUCCAUUUCUGGUUGGCACACUUGCCGACAACACCAUCAUGUCAUUUCUAGUAACCUCCAACGAGGAGAAACUGGAGAUCAGUGCGGGCAGACGUCUUUGGGGCCACACGUCUGCUGUGUCGGGAGCUGAAGUCAACAAUCGAGGGAAAGCGGUAUCCAUCAGCUGCCGAGGGGACGAGAUCCGAGUCUGGGAGCUGGAGGCGGUCAUGACCAACAACAGUCAGCCCAAGACUAGUACCAAAAUCAAAGCAGUUCACUCCCUCUCCGACGUCGCUGCUGCUUUGGCCAGGCGAGGUACUGGGUUGGGACUUGCCGUCCAGGAUUUGAAACGAGAAUUGAGCCUGACCCGGCGAUGGGUUGGCUUUGACGAGGAACACGUGGUGGUACUGGGCGACAGAGAUCAGAAGCAGGUCAUGGCACUCUAUGAUUUUACGUAG
This is a messenger RNA of Capronia coronata CBS 617.96, 1566 nucleotides long. RefSeq lists its product as uncharacterized. Gene Ontology annotation, molecular function: protein binding. The transcript is spliced from 2 exons. The coding region runs from base 1 to 1566 and encodes 521 amino acids. The record is from RefSeq and is a predicted model, not a curated record. NCBI's taxonomy places the organism in Eukaryota, Fungi, Ascomycota, Eurotiomycetes, Chaetothyriales, Herpotrichiellaceae.